UCUAAUGACCUAAGCUGUCACUAUGUUGUUCACUCCCCACACUCAAGGAGGAGGCGCUAUUUGUGGAAGAAGAAGAAGUUUCUUCUAGCCUAGGGUUUCUUUACCGACGUGUCACCACUGUUGUCAACAAACGUGGCGUUCACACCAUAGCCCACCACAAUGACGGAUUCUGAGCGAAUUCAGAACCCGUGGAUGGCUUCGGCGGCGGUUACGAUGAAAUCUCAGGGUGGUUGCGAUUCCGGUGAACGGUUUUCUCCUCCUCCUCCGCCGCCGCCGCCGCCGCAGCAAUCAGCCAAUACCGGUGAGCAAUUGGGAGUUGUAGAACGUGCUUUCUCUGCUGCCGGCGCCGCCUUCCUCUCCGCCGUCAUUGUAAACCCCCUCGAUGUUGCUAAGACAAGGUUGCAAGCGCAAGCUGCAGGAGUCGCUUAUUCUCAUCCACUCGGUGACUUGACCAGUCGUAUGGCUUGUUUUGGCCCGAAUAUGAUGUUUGCUGAUUUAAGAUGUUCUCCAUCGUGUGCUCGGGCUGGAAUUCAGGGCACUGUAUCGAUUUGUCCACCUGAGUGUUUCCGGUACAAAGGAACUCUGGAUGUCCUUUGCAAAAUUACACAACAGGAAGGAUUUACUAGGUUAUGGAGAGGCACAAAUGCUGGCCUGGCACUUGCAGUUCCAACUGUAGGAAUUUACCUUCCAUGCUACGAUAUAUUCCGCAACUGGUUGGAGGAAUUUACGGCCAAAAAUGCCCCAAUGACUACUCCAUAUGUACCUUUAUUGGCUGGUUCGUUGGCACGCUCGUUGGCUUGUGCAACUUGUUAUCCUAUAGAACUUGCGAGAACUCGAAUGCAGGCAUUUCAAAAUGGUAAAAAGCCUCCUGGAGUUGUUCAGACUCUGCUAGGUGUUGUCUCACACGUCAGGAGCACAAAUAGUCCACAGAACAGCUUGCAAGGUUAUCGUGUCCUGUGGACUGGCAUGGGAGCUCAACUUGCCCGUGAUGUACCAUUCUCUGCGAUUUGUUGGUCAACACUUGAACCAACUAGAAGAAAACUUCUAAGUUUGGUUGGAGGCGAUGAUGCCAAUGCGUUGAGUGUCCUUGGUGCAAAUUUUUCAGCUGGUUUUGUUGCAGGAACUCUAGCAGCUGGAGCUACAUGUCCACUAGAUGUUGCAAAAACUCGAAGGCAGAUAGAGAGGGAUCCUGUCAGGGCAUUAACGAUGACUACAAGACAGACGCUAAUGGAAGUUUGGAGGGAUGGAGGCUUGAAAGGACUCUUUACUGGCUUUGGUCCGCGAGUUGGUCGAGCAGGACCCUCGGUGGGAAUUGUGGUUUCAUUUUAUGAAGUUGUAAAGUAUGUUCUACAUCACCGGCACACAACAUCAUGAUCAGGUCCUAAUUGUGAAUACUUUUUUUAAUGCCGAAGUGGCUUUUGUUGACAAUGGAGAUUGCAAAGGUAUUUAUUUUUCUUUUUGUGGAAAGGAAGUCUUUCCAAUCCAUUUCUGAUCACCAAAACUAACAAUUUUGAAUAGGAAAAUGACCAGGGUAGGAGAUACUCCUAGUCUUAGGUUUUUGAGCCUUUUCUUUGGCGAUUUUGCUGCCUUUGACUAUGAGAAAUGUACUUUUGUUUCUAUGGGGAAUCUCCCCUCAAGUAAAAAUCUCAAUAAAAUUCAUGUGAAUAGCUAGCAACAUUCAUUUUAACACUCUUCUCAUUGCUCAUUUUUUGAUUGAAAUUCAUGUCAGUCACACUAAAUUGGAGUGGGGCCCAUUUUUUAGUAUUUCAACCAAUCAAUUAGAGGGUUGAAAAAAUGUUAAAGUGAUUGUUGCUAGCAUUUUUCUGUAAA
Lotus japonicus is the source of this 1830-nucleotide messenger RNA. Its product is annotated as mitochondrial carrier protein MTM1. The coding region runs from base 160 to 1374 and encodes 404 amino acids. Gene Ontology annotation, biological process: mitochondrial transmembrane transport. The transcript is spliced from 11 exons. NCBI's taxonomy places the organism in Eukaryota, Viridiplantae, Streptophyta, Magnoliopsida, Fabales, Fabaceae. The record is from RefSeq and is a predicted model, not a curated record.